AUGUCGGACUGGAGGAACUACAUCAAUGUUAUACUGAAGGACAAGAACGUGGAAGACGCUGCCAUUGUGGGCCACGCCAACAACAAGGCCGUCUGGGCUUCCAAACCCGGCGGCAUAUUGGCUGCCAUCUCCCCGCAGGAGGUCAGCACGCUAAUAGGGAAGGACCGCAAGACCUUCCUACAAACAGGCAUCACCAUCGGAGGGAAGAAAUGCUCCAUCAUCAGGGACAACCUCCUGGUCAACAACGACGAGGUGAUGGAUGUUAGGAUGAAGGGCGGACAAGGCAAGAGCAUCUGCAUCGGCAAAACCAACAAGAUCAUGGUGUUCAUCAUGGGCAAACGAGGGGUCCACGGGGGACUCCUCAACAAGAAGGUCCAUGAAAUGGACAACUAUCUGAAGGAGAAGGGGUUUUAA
This is a messenger RNA of Hypanus sabinus (Atlantic stingray), 414 nucleotides long. RefSeq names its product profilin-3-like. Gene Ontology annotation, cellular component: cytoplasm. Gene Ontology annotation, biological process: positive regulation of actin filament bundle assembly; regulation of actin filament polymerization; actin cytoskeleton organization. Bases 1 to 414 code for a protein of 137 amino acids. Lineage: Eukaryota; Metazoa; Chordata; Chondrichthyes; Myliobatiformes; Dasyatidae. The transcript has a single exon. The record is from RefSeq and is a predicted model, not a curated record. Gene Ontology annotation, molecular function: actin binding.